AUGAGAUCAUGUUUUGAGAACCGGAUGAAUAAUAGAGUUAAAGUUGGUAAUAAGAAAAGUGAAUGGAAAUAUAUGAAAAGAGGGUGUCCCCAGGUGUCUUCUUUUGGGCCGCAGAUUUGGAACCUUUUUCAAAAUGAUAUGGCUCAACAAGUAAACAAUUCAAACUUGACCAUGUACGCGGAUGACCAUCAAAUGUACAAAACAGGCUCAAACCUGGCCAUGGAACAAGGGAAGGAACAAGGGAAACAAGCAAUGUCAUGGUAUGGAGAAAAUGAUCUACAAGCAAAUCCAGACAAAUUCCAGGUGCUCACCAUAAACCCAGAAACGUGGACACUAGUCGACAGAAUAAAGACAUAUUCUUGA
Molecule: messenger RNA, 363 nt
Organism: Paramuricea clavata
Lineage: Eukaryota; Metazoa; Cnidaria; Anthozoa; Malacalcyonacea; Plexauridae
Source: the annotation of a GenBank genome assembly